ACAGCGGCGCAACACCAGGGCUUUGCUUCUGGAGGAAAGCCGCGGCUGCCCCCUGGCUCAGCCUCCACGUCAGCCCCAGCGAGGGGCACGGAGAAGAAAAGAGCCUCAGCAGUGGUCUGGUGGAGUGGAGGAAGAAAGAGGACCCUAGCGCUCAUGCAUUGGGCAAGGAAUGUGAAGACUCAAGCAGAAUGGAUCCGUCAGUGGUGGCAAGAUCUAUGGUAGCCUUCGUGGAGGGUAUGACAUGCAAUUCUUGUGUUCAGACCAUUGAACAACACAUUGGGAAACUGAAUGGAAUUCACAAUAUCAAAGUAUCUCUAGAAGAAAAGAAUGCAACCAUUAUCUAUGACCCCAGACUUCAGACUCCAGACUCCCUUCAGGAAGUUAUAGUUGACAUGGGAUUUGAUGCUACCCUGGCUGAUUCAGACCCACAACCUGUUUUACUUGACACUACUUUUCUAACCAUUCCUACUCAAUCACAUGUAACAUGUGAACAGAUCUGUAAUGCCCUACUAAAGAACAAAGGUAUCUUGGAUGUUAAAAUUUCCUCUGACCAAAAAACUGCAGUUGUGACAUUCAUUUCUUCCAUUAUAAAUGGCAACCAGAUUAUUCAAAUGGUGCCAGGCAUAGAUUUAAAUACUGCAGCACCAGAGAAGACAUCAGGGACUGGUGAAGAUUCCAGUUGGUCCCAAGCAUGUGAUGUUGUGCUAAGGAUGAAGGUAGAGGGGAUGACCUGUCAUUCUUGCACCAGCACCAUAGAAGGAAAGAUUGGCAAAUUGCAAGGGGUACAGCGGAUUAAAGUCUCCCUGGACAAUCAGGAAGCUGUUAUUGUGUAUCAACCUCAUCUAAUUACAGCAGAGGAAAUCAAAAACCAAAUUGAAGCUGCAGGUUUCACAGCAAUCAUCAAAAAACAGCCCAAACCCAUCAAGCUGGGUGUUAUUGAUGUGGCACGUUUAAAGAACACCCAAACCAAAUUUUCAGAGGGAACCCUUCAAAAAAGUCCAAAGCAUAUUAAUGACUUAAAGGCCAUUGUUUUCAGAGUCGAUGGCAUGCACUGCAAUUCGUGUGUCUUAAAUAUCCAGAGCAGCAUAUCAGCACUCCCAUCUGUAGCAAGCAUAGUAGUUUCUUUAGAGAAGAAAACAGCUACUGUAAAGUACAACCCAGACUUCAUCAGCAUAGAAGCACUGAGAAGAGCCAUAGAGGCAGUAUCACCAGAGACGUUUAAAGUCAGUCUUCCUGAUGAAUAUGAAAACGUCGAGCUUUUCAGCGCACAGAUAUCUCCAAUGAAACCUUCUCAGACAGCUUUAAACAGCACCAACCAGUCCGUUACUCAAGUUACUGUGGUAAAUAUUGAGGGAAUGACUUGUAAUUCUUGUGUGCAAUCUAUUGAGGGAGUCAUUUCCCGAAAGCCAGGUGUAAAAUCAAUAUGUGUCUCUCUUGUGAAUCAUAAUGGGACUAUAAAAUAUGAUCCUCUCCUAACUUGUCCAGAAGACUUAAAAUCUGCAAUAGAGGACAUGGGAUUUGAUGCUUCCUUAUCAGCAAAGACAGAACCAUUGGUGUUAAUAACUCAGCCUUCACUGGAAGUGUCGUUAGAUUCUCAGGAUAAUAUGCUUUACAUAACAGCACCGCACUCCAAAGUGUCACCAGUCCAUGAUGAUAAACAGGUGGCAAAGACUCCAUCGAAGUGCUACAUCCAGGUCACUGGCAUGACCUGUGCUUCCUGCGUGGCAAAUAUUGAGAGAAAUUUGAGAAGAGAAGAUGGAAUAUGUUCUGUGCUUGUUGCUCUAAUGGCAGGGAAGGCAGAAGUGAGGUAUGACCCUGCUAUCAUACAGCCAUCAGUCAUAGCAGGUCUAAUCCGUGAAUUGGGAUUUGGAGCUACUGUUAUGGAAAACUAUGAUGGAGAUGGAAUUCUAGAACUUGUUGUGAGAGGAAUGACCUGUGCCUCAUGUGUACAUAAAAUAGAAUCCACUCUUAUGAAGACUAAAGGUGUAUUAUACAGCUCAGUGGCUCUUGCAACCAACAAAGCACACAUUAAAUAUGAUCCUGAGAUUGUUGGUCCUCGAGAUAUUAUACAAACAGUAGAGGAUUUAGGUUUUGAGACUUCUUUAGUCAAGAAGGACAGAUCUGCUAGCCAUCUAGACCACAAACAAGAAAUAAGGCAAUGGAAAAGAUCUUUUCUUGUGAGUCUCUUUUUCUGCAUUCCUGUAAUGGCGCUGAUGAUUUACAUGAUGGUUAUGGAUAGCCACCUCGCAGAUGUUCACCAGCAUCGCAAUAUGAGCAAGGAGGAAAUGGAGGCCUAUCACUCUUCUAUGUUCUUGGAGUAUCAGGUCCUGCCAGGAUUGUCUGUAAUGAAUUUGCUGUCUUUUAUAUUGUGUGUCCCUGUUCAGUUAUUUGGAGGCUGGUACUUCUACAUUCAAGCAUACAAAGCACUGAAGCAUAAAACUGCUAACAUGGAUGUGCUGAUUGUUUUGGCAACCACCAUUGCAUUUGUCUACUCCUUCGUCGUUGUUCUAGUUGCAAUGGCUGAAAAAGCAAAAGUGAAUCCUGUGACGUUCUUUGAUACACCUCCUAUGCUAUUUGUGUUCAUUGCAUUGGGCCGGUGGUUAGAGCAUAUGGCAAAGGGUAAAACAUCAGAAGCCCUUUCAAGACUAAUUUCGCUACAAGCUACAGAAGCAACUCUGGUUAACCUAGGACCAGACAACAUUCUUUUGAGUGAAGAUCAGGUUGAUGUUGAACUGGUUCAACGGGGUGAUAUUGUCAAAGUAGUUCCAGGAGGCAAAUUCCCAGUUGAUGGCCGUGUUAUUGAAGGACAGUCCAUGGUAGAUGAGUCCCUCAUCACAGGUGAAGCCAUGCCUGUCGCUAAAAAACCUGGCAGUACAGUUAUUGCAGGUUCUAUUAAUCAGAAUGGGUCACUGCUGAUCUCUGCAACUCACGUCGGAGCUGAUACAACUCUCUCUCAGAUUGUCAAACUUGUGGAGGAGGCACAAACCUCAAAGGCUCCAAUCCAGCAAUUUGCAGACAAACUUAGUGGCUAUUUUGUUCCUUUUAUUGUGGCUGUCUCUGUGCUUACCCUUUUUGCUUGGAUUGUAAUUGGAUUUGUCAAUUUUGAAAUUGUGGAAACAUAUUUUCAUGGUUACAAUAAGAGCAUUUCCAAAACCGAAGUAGUAAUCCGCUUUGCUUUCCAAGCCGCCAUCACAGUUUUGUGCAUUGCCUGUCCUUGUUCAUUGGGAUUAGCAACCCCAACAGCUGUAAUGGUGGGGACUGGGGUAGGAGCUCAGAAUGGCAUAUUGAUCAAAGGUGGAGAACCGCUAGAGAUGGCACAUAAGGUAAAGGUGGUUGUAUUUGAUAAAACAGGAACCAUUACCCAUGGAACUCCAGUAGUGAUGCAGGUGAAGAUUCUAGUGGAGGAUAACCAGAUGCCACGUAAUAAGAUUUUGGCAAUAGUGGGGACUGCUGAGAGUAACAGUGAACACCCUCUGGGGACAGCAAUAACAAAAUACUGCAAGAAGGAACUUGACUCAGAAAUCCUUGGAACCUGUACAGAUUUUCAGGUAGUAGCAGGCUGUGGCAUUAGCUGUAAAGUCACCAAUAUUGAAGAAUUGCUGUACAGGAGGAAUGAGAAAGUUGAAGAAAAUAAUAUUAAGAAUAUAACACUCAUAAAAGUUGAUGAGAACUUUGAGGACUCAAUGCAACCUGCCUUGAUUAUUGAUGCCCAGUUGCCAACUACCUUGAAUCAUCAAAAGUAUUCUGUUCUCAUUGGAAACCGGGAAUGGAUGAAUAGAAAUGGCCUUCUUCUUAAAAGCAAUAUUGAUAAUGCCAUGAUUGAACACGAACGUAGAGGUUGCACUGCAGUCCUUGUAGCUGUUGAUGGAGUGCUGUGUGGCUUGAUAGCUAUUGCUGAUACAGUGAAACCUGAAGCUGAAUUGGCAGUCCACGUUUUGAAGACUAUGGGUUUAGAAGUUGUUUUAAUGACAGGAGACAACAGUAAAACAGCAAGAUAUAUUGCCUCUGAGGUUGGCAUCACCAAAGUGUUUGCUGAGGUUCUUCCCUCACACAAAGUAGCCAAAGUGAAACAGUUACAAGAAGAGGGCAAGCGGGUAGCAAUGGUGGGAGAUGGUAUCAAUGAUUCCCCCGCUCUUGCCAUGGCAAAUGUUGGAAUUGCAAUUGGUACAGGCACUGAUGUAGCCAUUGAGGCAGCAGAUGUGGUUUUAAUUAGGAACGAUUUGUUAGAUGUGGUGGCAAGUAUAGAUUUAUCAAGGAAAACCGUCAGAACAAUCCGGUUCAACUUUGUCUUUGCUCUGAUUUAUAAUCUCGUGGGAAUUCCUGUUGCUGCUGGUGUCUUUCUGCCAGUUGGUAUCAUUUUGCAGCCGUGGAUGGGCUCUGCUGCAAUGGCUGCCUCUUCUGUUUCCGUUGUGUGUUCUUCUCUGUUGCUAAAGUUCUACAAGAAACCAAGUUAUGAGAAAUACGAGCUCCGUGCCCGUGGCUAUAUGAGACAGAAGAGCUGUUCGGAAAUCUGUGUCCAUGUUGGAAUUGAUGAUACUGGGACAGCUUCUCCCAAACUUAGCCUAAUGGAUCAAAUAAUCAGUUAUAGUAGAGCCUCGCUAAAUUCCCUGUUCUCAGAUAAACGCUCCCUCAACAGCUUAGUUCUCAGUGAACCAGAUAAGCACUCACUUCUAGUGGGAGAUUUCAGAGAAGAAGAAGACACAGCAUUAUAAAAAGCUCUUAAAAAGGUACAGUUGGCUAGAAUUCUGUAUGCACUGA
This is a messenger RNA of Gopherus flavomarginatus (Mexican gopher tortoise), 4758 nucleotides long. It is a transcript of the gene ATP7A, whose product is annotated as ATPase copper transporting alpha. Lineage: Eukaryota; Metazoa; Chordata; Testudines; Testudinidae. Gene Ontology annotation, molecular function: ATP binding; ATP hydrolysis activity; copper ion binding. Gene Ontology annotation, biological process: monoatomic cation transport. The record is from RefSeq and is a predicted model, not a curated record. Bases 189 to 4712 code for a protein of 1507 amino acids. The transcript is spliced from 23 exons. Gene Ontology annotation, cellular component: membrane.